Parascedosporium putredinis is the source of this 1203-nucleotide messenger RNA. The record is from the annotation of a GenBank genome assembly. Lineage: Eukaryota; Fungi; Ascomycota; Sordariomycetes; Microascales; Microascaceae.
AUGGACAAGUACUUGAUUCGCAUCUUCCACACUAUAAACUCAAUCACGAGCGGCGGGGCCGACUUUCCAAAUUACGAGGUUAUCAAUGGCUCCGCCUCUGCGAGGAUGAUUCUUAUCAAGGUUACCCGUUCAAUUGCCGUCCUGGUACUCAGGCAGCAGCCGCAAACGAUCCAGGGGACGGAGUUGGUGGAAACGGGGAUCGGGUCCCUGUUGGAAAAGCUGUCAGAUACGGAUACUCCCGUGCGCUUCGCUGCGAGUAAGGCGCUUAGCAUCAUCACCUUGCGCCUUGACCCAGAAAUGGCCUCGCAGGUUGUCGAGGCUGUUUUGGAUUCUCUAAAUCGCAAAGUGGUCUGGGUGAAGGACCCCACAAGCCCUGACGGCAGACUAAUCCGUGACCUGUCUUCUGUUGAUGCCCUAGAGUGGCACGGGCUCAUGCUAACCUUGGCGCACCUGCUCUAUAGGCGUUCUCCGCCGCCAGACCAGCUCUCCGAUAUCAUCCAUGCGCUACUCCUCGGCUUAUCCUUUGAACAGCGGAGCACUUCGGGAGGCUCCGUCGGAAGCAAUGUGCGCGAUGCGGCGUGCUUUGGGGUCUGGGCAGUGGCUAGGCGCUAUACCACUCAAGAACUGCUAGAUAUCCCAGUCGGUUCAGUCUUUGCUGCUCGAUCCCAUCCCGAGGGUUCCACCAUUCUCCAAGUUUUGGCCACGGAACUCACAGUCGCGGCCUCUAGAGAUUCGGCGGGCAAUAUUCGUCGAGGCUCUUCUGCCGCUCUUCAAGAACUUGUCGGUCGGCACCCGGAUACUGUGGAGCAAGGAAUAUGGCUUGUGCAGACGGUGGAUUACCAUGCGGUUGCUUUGCGUUCCAGAGCGCUCCACGACGUCGCGAUUCAGGCGACAGCCUUGGCCACCUGCUAUGGGGAAGCUCUCCUGGAUUCGUUACUUGGAUGGCGGGGCGUCGGGGAUGCCGAGGCCGGGGCCCGUCGAGCUGCUGGCGCGUCCUUUGGCGCCAUCACCUUCCGACUCGCAUCUCUCGAUGCAGGGAAGGCGCUGCGCUACCUGAGUGACUCUGUGGACACAAUUCUGCGACACGUGCGGAAAUUACAGCCUCGUCAGGCCGAGGAGCGUCACGGCCUCUUGCUAUGUCUCGCCGCGGUUUUUGACAAAGUUCCAGAAACGAUUACGUUUCUUUGCGAGGGGAUGCCCUGA